Thamnophis elegans (Western terrestrial garter snake) is the source of this 1741-nucleotide messenger RNA. RefSeq names its product chromosome 10 C3orf70 homolog (gene C10H3orf70). Lineage: Eukaryota; Metazoa; Chordata; Lepidosauria; Squamata; Natricidae. The transcript is spliced from 2 exons. The coding region runs from base 162 to 926 and encodes 254 amino acids. The record is from RefSeq and is a predicted model, not a curated record.
GCCCGUGGCGUUUGUUUCCCCUGGCAAGAAGCGCUGCUUCCCGACCCGCUGCGUUUUGUGUGCGCGCAAGCGGGAGUGACUCGGCGACAAGGCGUGAGCUCAGAGUGGGCUGCGAGUGAGGGGAAGGCGGCGGCGGCGGCGGCGGCGGCGGCAACAACACUAUGAGCGGGGCUGGGGCGGCGGCCAGCGUGGCUGCCGCUUCUCUUCUGGUGGGGAAGAGCGAGAAACUGGACGAGGCUCAAGCGCUGGCCCGCAGCUGCGCUGGAAGACCCGACUUCCAGCCUUGCGAUGGGCUGUCGCUGUGCGCCACACACAGUCACGGCCGCUGCUUCCGUCUGCACUGGUGCUGCCAUCUGGGCUGGUGCCAUUGUAAAUAUGUUUAUCAGCCUAUGACUCCAGUAGAACAGCUUCCAAGUACUGAAAUACCUGUUCGGCCUCGAGGAACCAUAAAUACUAUUCAGAUAGCUGUCUCUCUCACAGAACACUUUUUGAAGUUUGCACCUGUCUUCCAAGCACCAUUACCACCAGACUCCCCACGGUUUUGCACAAUUUCAGACCUCUUUAUUGACAAUUACCGUGUAAAAUGCAUCAAUGGGAAGAUGUGUUAUGUGCAGAGGCAACCUCCUGCUCUCUCCUAUAAGAUGAAGCCCCAGGAGGUCCCCACACGCAAUGCCUUAAUUUUGAGAGAGAAUAACACACCAAAAAUAGAUCAUUGCUCAUCCCCUUCCAGUUCUGAGGAUUCUGGGAUCAAUGCUGUUGGGGCUCAUUAUGUAGAGUCAUGUGAUGAAGACACAGAAGAAGGAGCAGAGCUAAGUUCAGAAGAGGAUUAUAGUCCAGACAGUAGCUGGGAGCCAGAUGAGUGUCCCCUUCUAUCACCCUCACAGUGUGAACUAGAAGUAAUUGAAACCAUAGAAACCACAGUGUGAAAUUUUGAGCUGGGAGCUAGCUAGGCAUAUUAAAAUAACACUGGUUUUCUAACAUUUAUACUGGCAUUUUUGACAGGUCCUUUUUUGCAGUGUACUUGAUAUCCCCCAAGGAACACAGUGACAAUAUUUAACCAUCUGUGAAUUAAUUCCUUGAUACUCAUUCUACCAAUGAAUUUCCAGGAACCCUGCUGUAUAGCUCAAAAGAUACCAGAAUUGGUAUCUUUAGUUACAGACUAACCCUCAUCGUCAUGAAGAUCAGCUAAAUUGCAAUGGUCACAGGUUAUCUUAUAAGCAAGUGAUUUUCAGACUUUGGUCUUAGCACAAAAUCUGGAUUCCAACAUGAUACAAACACACACUUUUCCCAAGAAGGACAUUUGUGUGUUUGCAGGCAUUCUGUUAUUAUCAAUCAGUCCAAUUUUAUUAUGGUCAUAGACUGCAUAACUAUUAUGUAUGGUAUUAUGUAUGGUAGUCUAGGGAUUAAGAGUAUCAGUGGCUUACACCACGUCCUACAAUCUUUUCAGGUAACCUGUGGUAUAUACAUACCACUGAUUAAGAACCCUCUUUGAAAUUAUCUACUCUGAAAUAAGCAAUUGGUUGGGGAUUUCUCAUUUGGAAUAAGGAUUUAGCCUUUUGUGCAUUUGCUGAAUAUCAAUAGGAGGUUAGCCAUACCUUUGAUGAGCAGAGCUAAAUCCGUAAGCAAACAAUCUUAAACUAUGUGUAUUAUUUUAUGUAGGAGACAAGAAGCCAUGACUCUCCCCACUAGCUCAGAUGUUAGGUACAUCUUUCUAAAUGACCUGCAUACACUAACUUCUUUU